Messenger RNA from Penicillium brevicompactum, 459 nucleotides. RefSeq names its product YjgH family protein. NCBI's taxonomy places the organism in Eukaryota, Fungi, Ascomycota, Eurotiomycetes, Eurotiales, Aspergillaceae. The coding region runs from base 1 to 459 and encodes 152 amino acids. The record is from RefSeq and is a predicted model, not a curated record. The transcript has a single exon.
AUGCCUUCGCAAGCCCUACCAACCCCAACAUCUUCGACAAAGCAGUUCUAUGCGACGAACUCACCUUGGGAAAAAGCAUAUGGCCAUUACCGCGCCAUUCGAGUCGGACAACACAUUUACACAUCCGGUACAACAGCAGCCGACCCCGACAGUCCCCCUGAGAACCCACGCGUCCUGUGUCCUGGCGAUGCCCGCGGACAGACACGGGCAACCUUGAAUGAGAUCAUCAAAGCCAUUCAAGCCGUGGGUGCAAGAGGUGCAGAGAGUAUUGUCCGUACCCAACUGUUUAUUCAACGUCAUGAAGACGCCCCGGAAGUCAUGGCGGGGUAUACAGAAGUUCUUGGACGACAGAAUGGUGGGGAUAUUGGAUCUACUGCGAUUCUGCUUGUCGUUUCCAACUUCUCAGAUCCUGAGAUGUUAGUGGAAAUCAUGGUGGAUGCAAUUGCAGAUGCUGAAUGA